Paramacrobiotus metropolitanus is the source of this 2634-nucleotide messenger RNA. RefSeq lists its product as uncharacterized. The transcript is spliced from 6 exons. The record is from RefSeq and is a predicted model, not a curated record. NCBI's taxonomy places the organism in Eukaryota, Metazoa, Tardigrada, Eutardigrada, Parachela, Macrobiotidae. Bases 671 to 2407 code for a protein of 578 amino acids.
AGCAGAUUCUAAAUUUUGCGUGUUUGUUUUCCUGAGUUUCCUCUAUAGGCUCGCUAGUCGCUAUAAUAAGGACUGCAUAUCUGAUAUCCUAACCUCCAUAUCCAACUGCCAAGCCCUUUGUCCUAAUAUUUUGCGGAUAUCUGAUGGUAUGGAUAUGGAUAUUGAAAACAUAAAUGCGGAUAUAUCCGUGGAUGCACCCCAUACUGUAUCUGUUAAUCCAAGGCCAUUAUGCUGGAUAUCCACAAGCUUACGCUGUAGCGUAGCAUGAAAUCAUAUCUCGUCUAGCCAGGAGCGCGAUUUUGUCCAUAGGUGGAGACCGUGGAGCCACAAGCUGGGAAGUGCUGUUUUACGGUGCAGGAACGACUCUUCAGUGUGGAGAAAGACGUUGACAGGACCGAUUUUCCGUCAAAGAGCGCCGUGAAGAUAGAGUAAGCGGUCCUACAAUAGGGAUGUGUGUGGACCGCACCAGCCACCCCAGGUCGCAACAGAAGAGCCAAAGGCAUCGGCAUUCAUAUCGGCAGUGUUCUACGUCCGAGUAGAAGGGUGUCGGCGGCUGAGGAGAAAGCAGUACAACUGGGAUCGAAACGAAUUCCUGGAUGUUUUCGUGGUCCGGGACGGAAAAUUAGGUUUUCCGAUGCAGUAAGCCUGAAUCUGGGGAUGUGAUGCGGCAAUGUGCAGCAACGGUAUCCGAUCGUUUGAUUGCUCAGAUUCUUCGUUUCCCUGUGAGAUUUAUCCUGACACCGGCAUCUACCAAUGGAACGCGGUAGAUGUGAAGAAUUCCGAUGGGCUCCUUGAGCGCGGUCUGGUCAUCAACACCCUCCCCCGGGGUCUGCUCGUGGACUUCGGCGUUCCCGGCCGCCGCGCUCAGUUCGUCGUUCUGAAGAGGGCACAGCACUGUCUGAGUUCCAGACAGCAGCAUUUUGCUCCAUUUAGCGAGUGGGACGCCGAGUAUAAAGGUUGGCAAAAUAAUCCUGUGGUUCCGACCGGCUUUCACGUCCUUGCGCGGACCGCCGCCGAUCGCCCGUGGACGUGGUAUCCGGCUGUGUUUCUUACGCGGCGCGUCCUAUGGAAUAAAUAUGCAUACGUUCGAAUCCAGUUGGGUAAGAGUGUUGUGGCUGUGUUCGUUAGCGCCCAGGUGGUCCGUUUUCAGCCCCGCGAUAGGGGCGGGCACCCAGUUCGGGCGGAGGACUACGUCAUACGAGCCUGUGCCCUGCCGCCGGAACAUGCAGCAGGACAGCCGUUGGACCCGGCGCUGUGGAAUCUGUGGGUGGAAGGACUGAUGUCGCUGCGUGACUGCGCUGCGUAUCCGACGUGUAUACAAAAUGGCACCCUACUGUAUCUACAGAACAGCGGUGCGCCCGCAAAACCGACGCCAGUAUCAGAAGGCGAUCUAAAUCGGCAAUGUGAACUGGCCAAAGCGGAGAUGACACGGCGGCUACAGGCUGGCUGGACCUUCAGCGGUGAUCAAUGGAUACCUCCCGCAAACCAGCCUGAAAUUACUCGUCGCCCUCCGGUUCAGCAUUCCCAUCGAAUGGCCGCCGCUAUCCCACCAGAACGCUUGCGAGAGAUUCUCUCCUGUUUUGGUACGAACGAGCGGCCGUUGUACCGCCGCGUCAGUCCGCUUUGGGACGCGAUCAUAAAGCAGGAUGCCACGCACCAGCGCCUGACGCUCACCUUUGACCAGGCGGGAACAGCAGGCUGCUCCGUGGGCAUGGGCAUUAUCAAGUAUUUAACCGCCGCCACGGAGGUGGUCGUCAUUACUAACGCCAGACAAAGCGUAACGCUGCAGGAACUCGGUGAUUCCUUGCGCUUGAUCAGCGCUGUGUACCAGCAGCGCGGUAACCGCCUGAGAAAGUUGCAAGUAGUCGUCAACCGCUGCCGCUGGGAACUAGGUGAUGACCGCCUGCCAACGGAAAUAAGGCUCUUAGCCAAAACGUGGGGCGAUGGACGGGCCGCCGUGGAGCGCCUUGUCUGGCGCAACUGCCGCUUCUGCGGUAUCGGCGAUGAGCAUAACGAGGUCGUUGUGGCCAAUGACGCCACCACCUUUCGCUAUACGUCGUGGAAUAUGCGGAUGGAUUUCUACGCACUGCUGGAGCGGCAUUUAUUGUGGAUCGAACACCGAAUUCCGCUGAAUAUCACCGGGCUGGGACGCUGGGUUGCGGAGGAAGCGCGGUUGAAUGAAACAUCAGACAACUGUGCCACCAUUAAGCGGUUACUGGAGACCUAUCAGUGCAACGAUCCCCGCCCAACAAACCGCUACCGUCGGAAGGGUGGCUGGACAGGGGAGGAUCUGCGGCGAUUAGACAUAAGGACAUUGUCAACGCUGACGCAGUGGGUACUGCACUUAACCAUGUUGUCGCGAGCACAGUUGAAUCUGCGGCCAUUUCAUCGGCGACCUGUCGUCUGAUUCAUCGAAUGACUGCCGAGGGGCAUGUGGUUGUACAGAGUACUUGUUGUUAGCACAUAAUUUCAAACCAAAAAUCGGUGACAACAAACAGCGCAGCCGGAGUCGCGCUGGGUUGCCAGCAUCGGUCAUAACCGUUUGGUUUAUGGUAAACGAAGUCGCCUGGUACAUGGGACGAAGAUCGGGUAUAUGCACCGGAUAUUUCACGCACCUGCAGUUAAUUUUUUCAU